Mercenaria mercenaria is the source of this 3611-nucleotide messenger RNA. Its product is annotated as collagen alpha-5(VI) chain-like. The record is from RefSeq and is a predicted model, not a curated record. The transcript is spliced from 8 exons. Lineage: Eukaryota; Metazoa; Mollusca; Bivalvia; Venerida; Veneridae. The coding region runs from base 361 to 1626 and encodes 421 amino acids.
AUGUUUGCAAACUUAUUUGUUUUAAAGCACUGGUCGGAAAUCAUAUCACGUGAUCAAUAUUCGGUCUCCAAGCGGGAAAAACAUUUGAGCAUGCAUUUAACAGUUCGAAAUAUUGUUUUCGCUUAAUUUGUUGUUUCCAGAAUUUGUUAAUUAAUUCCGGACGUCCGUUUUAAUAUCAAUACACACGGGAAAUACUUGGCACUGUAACGUGAAAAUACCACGAGGAAAAACAGAACGGGAACAGUCACUAUAUAAUUCAGUACAAGGGAGAACAGAAUUGCGUUAUGUGUAUCGUUCUAUAGCCUGCCAAUUCAGUGGUCUUUUUAGUAUUUCAGGCAGAGGACUAGUUUAAUCACCGAAAUGUGUACAGGGUAUAGCUGUAUUAUACUCGCGUUGAUACUGGUUGUUGCAGACGCUUCCGACUUUGCACCUUGUGGUGGAAAGCCAGCUGAUGUAUUUUUCGCACUCGAUUCCUCCGGUAGUCUCUCUAAGAACGACUUCCAGAAGGAACUAAGAUUUACAGAGGAUGUUGCAUCAAUGUUCGACUUAGAUGAGAACAAGGUUCGGGUUGGCGUGAUCAGCUUUAGUAAAACCGUGACACCUCAUUUUGAUCUUGGUGCAUAUACAGACAGAAUGGACAUGUUCCGUAAGAUAUCACAGAUUACAUGGGAAGGCUUUGGUACAAACACUGGAGAAGCUCUCAAUUACCUUCAUACCAAGGGUUUGGCUUUAAAGAACACACGACCCGGGAUUCCACAUAUUGCAAUAGUUCUUACAGAUGGAAUGUCCCAGAAUGUUCCUAUGACGUUAGAACAAGCAAAAAUAUUACAUGACCAAGGAAUCACCGUCUUUGUAAUUGGUAUUGGUAGCCAGAUUGACAAAGAGGAACUGGAAUCGAUUGCCAGUGGGCCGCCUAGCAAAUAUGUAUUUAUGAUAGACAAUUUCGACGCCUUGAAUCAGAUAAAAGACGAACUGGCAAUCAAAGCAUGCGAAGAGAAACCAGCUACACCGUCUCCAAAUAUACAGAAUACAGAAGCAGCGGUAGAGGAAGAACUCGUGUCUUUUGGGAGAUGUACGCCCCGUCAUGCCCUGGACAUUGUGUUUGCUGUUGACACAGCCGCCAUUGGAAGUUCAAAUGCUAAGUUUGUUCUUCAGUUUAUCGCUAACAUUAGUGAUCGUGUAAACAUGGCGGCAGGUGACACCACAAUUAUGACCAUCGGAAAUGGAUGUAGUGGUUCGACACUUGACGAGGAACCGGCAACAGACCCAAACAUGGUUAAACAAGGACUCUCCACGUACCAAACCCCACAGUUCCACCAACUGAUGAGAAAUAUGCGUCUUAAGGCGGCAGACGGGCGGUUUGAAUCGGAUCACAUCGGAGUCUUGUUCGUGACUGAUCGCCUGACAUCGUUUGAAUACCGGAAAGCUAAGCUAGAGACGAUGAGAGCAAAAUUUCAGAGAGUGGCAAUCUUCGCUUUGGGCGUUGGAAAUCGUGUUGAUGCACAGGACUACAUGUCGCUCACAACAAACGGUGGGCAGUACAUCUCUGUCCCAAGCUUUGAGGACCUUGGAGAAAUCGGAACUGCAUUCUUGUACAACAUGUGUCUCUUUGGAACAAACAAAUGAUAUCUGAAUUUUAGGCUUAAAUUUAUGGACAUUCUUAUUCAGAUAUUUAAGACUUUUCGACAUAUUUAUUUUGAACAAAUUGCUUAGAAAUGUCUUUAUUUCGUGCCUCAGUGCAAAUCUAUUGUAUCUUCUUCCUUAUUUGUAUACAGUAACAGUAGUUUAGCACUAACAUUAAGCGGCCGUUGAUUUGAGAAUAUAUUGCACCCUGCAAAAUAUCUAAUCUCAGAUGAAAUGAUUUAAAUUGAUAUGUAUCUUUUUGUGUAUUAUCAAGGAUGUAAAUGCCCACGUCAAUUUUUCGUCAUUGGUAUUAUCAAAAGAAAUAUAUUUAUAUUUAUUUAGAAGGAGCGGUCAACAAAUAUGUUAUUUAGAAAGGAGUCAUUGUGAAAAGCUAACGAACGCAAUAUUUCACACAGCUUGAACGUGACAUAGCUAACUUACAGACGACUUUAUACAAAUGCAUUUUUAUUCAAUAUUGAUUAUGUCAAGAGGCAUACUUUUCAUUACAUUAUCAGCAAACUUUAUGUCAGUUAAUUCUGAAAUACAGAAAUAAAAUAUCAUAUUUUAUAGGAAAAGUAACUUGUAGACACAACAUUUGAUUUAAGCUAUAUAUAAAAAUGCAUCAGAAAGAACAGGUCUGUGUGUCCUGAACGUUAAAGUCGAUCUGUAACUGUUAACUGUGAUAGCAAAAUAUAUACUGUUAUUUCUGAGGCCCACCAGGCUAGCCCAAGAGAUACAGCACAAGAAUUCAAAUCACGGGGUCAAAGGUUGAAAAUAUGUUCCUAGUGAUGUCUCACUGAAGACAAUACGUCAAAAGACACUCGAUUUCUACCUAUGAUUCAUUUGGGAAAUUUAUUAGUUACUUGAUCAGAACAGGCUUAUAACGGAAAUAGAUCUAGGAAUGGAUCUAGGUUAAGUGACCGUCGUUAAUAUAUGACAUUUUGCUGAAAAUGACAUUAAACCUAACAAGACAAAACAAUGUUGAAUUUCUCAUAGAUUUUUGUCAUUACAAAUGAACUUAAAGAAGAAUAUUUUUAAAUAUUAGUUUUACCAACAAACAUAUCUUCCCCUUUCUAAAUUCCAAUUUGUUCAGUUCUGCCCCUUGUUUUCUCGUUUAGGGCAAACCCAUCAUUUUAACUGGGGACCAUACGCCGCUUUUCAUGGAAUUACACGCUAGUGUAGCAUUGAAGGUUCCAUGUGCACCGCCUUAUGAACACAUCUGCGGAUGUCCCUAAAUUGUUUUUUUGUACUUGUAGCAUGUAUAAAUGUUAGUUCUGAUAAACCCGGGGCUAGAGGGCGUGGACGGUAGCAUCCAUUUCCAAUACCGUCCAUGAACAGGCUCAAUCAAACCGAACCUGCAACAUUUUCGUUUUUGUCGUGUUGAACGACCUGUGGAGUUUCCACUUCUUUUUCUAUUUUAGGAUGAUACAAGUUACAAAAUUAUUUGAAUAUAUGCUGCUAAAAUCAACAUUAAAGUAAGAACUUAGAAUGAAUAUUUUGUACUUUUGAUAAGGAUCCUGCAUGGGUACUUCAGAAAUCAUAAAUAAUACCUUAAAACAUUGGAAAUGAUAUCACUGAUGUGGUUAUGGCAGUAUUAAUUACUAUUGCUCAUUCCUUGAGGCCAGGGUAACGUAGACAUUUUCGAACAUAGUGACCUUUUUCUUUUAGGUAUGCUGGAUAAACUGGCCUGAAAUUUUCACAUCCCUAAAUUUAUGUCAAAUAUUUCGAAAUCUAGACAGAAUGUUUAUUUUUGAGUUUUUGAGGGAUUGGUUGUCUUUUGGAGUGUUUGUAUCUCAAACCAACUCUUUAAAAUAGCAUUAUGUUAAAAAGCAUGUAUACGGCAUACGUCAUGCAGUAUAAGUAAGUUGUAACAUUCACUGAAUAUAUUCAUUUCAAAUUUUUAUAAAAGUUCAACUUGAGCCGACGCUAAUACUGAUGUUUAUUGUUAUAUGUAAAAAUACUGUAGUAAUAAAUGUUGUCAAGCAGAA